Molecule: messenger RNA, 3760 nt
Organism: Ceratosolen solmsi marchali
Lineage: Eukaryota; Metazoa; Arthropoda; Insecta; Hymenoptera; Agaonidae
Gene: Rcd1
Product: Reduction in Cnn dots 1
Exons: 11
Coding region: 422-3760 (1112 amino acids)
Biological process (GO): positive regulation of transcription by RNA polymerase II
Cellular component (GO): NSL complex
Source: RefSeq, a predicted model, not a curated record
CAAUGUUGAUGGCGCGCGUAAGUCGUACGCAGUAUAUUUUACAUUUAAUGUAGAAAAUUUCAUCCAGAUUUGUUCAUAUAAUGUCAAUUUAUUAAUUACGGUAGACACUAUAGUUUAGAUAAUUGCGGAUACGAAUGUACUUAUAUAUAACCUUUAAUUGUUCUGUGCAAAAUAAAGAAUAGUUUUAAGUAUAGUACUUCCAUUGUAGAUACAAAUUAAACCCGAUGUUUUUAUGGAUUGGAAAACAGCCAAACAUGUGACGCAAUGAAUAUAAAAGAUUAAGAUAUCUUUAUCGUGUACAGUAAUGAAAUAUUUUGCAUACUAUUUUUGUGUAAUAUCGUUAUAAGAAAUGUUAACUUCUGCAUUGAAUGGACGUAUUACAAAAUCAAGGUGUACUAACAAAAUAACCACUAUAUGACAAAUGUCAGAUUCAGUCUCUAAAUCAUUAAAAAAAAAUUGGGUUAAAAUGUUGUUAACUACAGUACCUACAAUAUCUACCACUUUAACUAAUAACUCUGGAUUAUUAAGUCCAAAUGAUGAAAUAAUAGAUGAAAAUCCAAAUAAAUUGAUAAACUAUUUACAUCAGAUUGCUGGUAAUUAUGAAAUAGAAUUAAAUGUGAUUAUGAAAGAUCAUUGCUAUGCUCGCCCAUGGAAUUGGAAGCCAGAAAAUGUUUAUGUUAAACCUGUUCGAAACCUUUUCUUUCCAAAAACUCAAAAUGCUAUUACCAAAGAUAAUGUAAAACAAGAGGAAUUUAUUAAUAUUGAAGACAGCGAUCUUGAACCUACUACACCCCCUUUUGACUUAACAAAAAUAAGACAAACUAUGGAUGAAUUUCAAAGAGUAGCUAAUUUUGUUAGAUCAGAAGACCCAGAUGAUUGGGAAGAAAAAAUUGAUAAAAUUCUUUGGUCUCCAGUACAAAAUAGAAUUUUUAGUAGAACUGUUAGAAUACUGAAUUCAGAAAGAGUAGCUAGACUAGCAAAAGUUAAUAGUCUUUAUGAACCAAUUUUACGACGCUCAUCGAUUGAUAUGACAUCUAAACGGUUUCGUGAAACAUUGGCAUCUGCUAAUUGGGAUUGGAGAAUUAGUCAAUGGUUGCACAGUUUAUUAUUUGAUUAUCUACCACAAGAAUAUUUGGCUAUUUACUUAGAUAUUCUGCAAACAUUAAGACAAAAGGUUCCUCAGCUUAUUGACAAAAUGAUAGCUGUACAACCUAAUAUCAAUUCUAAAGGUAGUUCUGUAACUUGGGAAACACUUGGACCAUUGUUAAAGAAGUCAUGGGAUCCAAUUGGUCCAGCAUUAAAUGCUAGCAGACCGAAAAAAUUACCAGGUAAUCCAAUUCUAAUUAUUGUUCCAAAUGGAAUGUCAAGUCUAAUGUCUUCUAGACAACAUAGAUGGAUUACACAAUUAGGAACAUUGGGUAUGGUUGUUACUGUCAAUCCUCACUUAGGUUUAAUUGCAAAUAAAAUGACUGUAAUAGCUGGUAUUGAGCAAUUAAUACAAGCCUGUAGAGCAAAAAUUCAAGAUAUAAGAGUCGACUUUCCUGGUAGACCAAUUAUUCUAGUAGGAUUUAAAACUGGAGCUGCGUUAGCUUGUCAGAUUGGUCAGCUAGAGCAUGUAACAGCUAUUGUUUGUUUGGGCUUUCCAUUUAAUACUGUAGAUGGUAAACGUGGCGCACCAGACGAUACUCUCUUAGACGUUCGUUGUCCUGUUAUAUUUGUCAUUGGUCAGAAUUCUAUGCUUGCAAGAGUGGAUGAUAUUGAAGAUCUUCGUGAACACAUGCUUGUUCCUACUAGUCUUAUAGUGGUUGGGUCUGCAGAUGAUUAUCUGCGUAUCCCUACUUCAAAAAAGAUUUCUGAAAAAAUAAGUCAAAGCAUGGUGGAUCGUUGUAUUCUCGACGAAAUUGGUGAUUUUGUAGGGGGUAUAUUAUUACAACCGCAUCCUCUACCCCUACGUUCACCUAAUAGUAUAAAUAAUUACGAGAGUAGAGGUAAAAGAGGAGAUGUAAGAAAAAGAAAGAAUUCAACAAGUAGUUCUGUAGAAAGCGAGCCACAAUCACCAAAUUUGAAAAAAUUAAGGUCUCACUCGCCUCAACAAGCUAUUGUAACGGCAAAUAAUAUUACAGGAAUUCAAGCAAAUGUAUUAACAAGGGGAACUCUUGUUGCUCUCACAAGCACAACAUCUAUACAGACGCCUAGAAAAAAAUCGAGGGCACCCUUUGUUAACCAAGGUUUCUCUGAUCAAUUGCUUACAUCAAGACUAACAACACAGCAACAAAAUCUGGACAAUUCAACGGGUGGAAUUACGUUGAAUAUCGGUUCUUUUGCUAGUCUAGCUCCAGUCGGUCCAAUAAGAUUUGAACCCACAUCAAUCAGUCUACAAACACCAGCAGCAAUAAAAACUAAUAAUACAUUAAAAGCAUCGAAUGCAUUUAUAAAAGUAUCCAAAAAUAGUCAAAUGAACAUUGCUGGAGCACAGAACAUUGCUAAAAUAAAGAUGAUCAUGCCAACAAAGAAAACUACUCAGCGUACAGUUGGAAAUAAUUAUAAGAACAUUAACAUUGGUGAUAAGACCAUAAAUAUGAAUAUGGUAAAUGUUCUAACUCCUACCACUACUGCACUUAGGAUUAAUCCAUCAGCAAAAACAGUUACAAAUCUAAAAGCUACUACUGGAAAUAUGAAUGCUAGUCCUUUACCAAGUAUCCAUGCAACAAAAAGUACAGUGAAUUCAAAUGGUACGAUAAUUGGAAAGCCUUUGUCAUCUUCAAGUAUUCUUUUUACACCUCAAAAUUCGUUUAUCACUUCAACUACAACAACAACGACGCCAACAACGCUAACUAAAGGUAGAACAUUAUCUAACCUCUGUAUAAAUGAGCAAGAAUCGGACACUUCUGUAGCCGAUUGCAACAAAAAGUAUGCGAUGUUCCACAGUUACAAUCAAGAUCAGUUACAGAGCAAGAAUAGUUCCAGUUCAUUAACAAGUUUACCUGAAAUAUCCAAAAUGAGAUUGUCAAAAAAUCAGGCCAUGUCUAAAAUCUCUUUACAGGAAUUAUCUAAGGUUUCGUCACAAUCUAUUGUACAGAACACUGAAAAGAAUUUCAAAAUUUGUUCACGUUCUAAUAAUUCAACUUUAGAAUAUAGUCCUACAUCGAGGGCUAAUUCGAAUGAAAACUUAGAUGACGAUUUAGGAAAUAUAUUAGAUAUUCCUAUUAUCAUUGCCAAAGAUGAUGAGAAUUUAAACAAUUUUGAUAAGUUGCCAGUACUCCCACAGACAGGAAUCACCUUGAAUUCUGAUGGAAAAAGUCUUCCAAUCAAUACUGUAGGAAAUAAAGUUGUAUUCAUAAACAAUAGAAAUAUUACAAGCUCAACCGAGUUUCAACAAUCACAACCCUUAAAUCAAAUUGUUCCAACACGUACAAAGAGUUCAGUUACAUUAAAUCGUGGCAUAUUAACAGCUUCAGUUCAGCCAACAAUCAAAUAUACUAAGAUUAUUUUAACGAAAAGAAAUGAUCAAGAGGACAAAAAUAGUUCAGUUAUUUUAGCAAAGACUAAUAAACAAAGUAAUAAACUUUUAGUUAUAGAUUCCAACAAUGAUAUAAAAUAUACCCAGGGAAAUACAAGAAUUACAGACAAUUAUUUAAAUGAAUCUAAAAAGUCAAUAAAGAUAGAAAAUUUGAAUAUAACAGAUCACCAGCAUGAUACAAAUAUUUUUAAUGUAAAACCGUUCAUUGAACUGAAAGUAGAAAAUAUUAAAAACUCUUAG